Messenger RNA from Myripristis murdjan (pinecone soldierfish), 1278 nucleotides. RefSeq names its product alpha-2-HS-glycoprotein. Gene Ontology annotation, molecular function: cysteine-type endopeptidase inhibitor activity. Bases 1 to 1278 code for a protein of 425 amino acids. The transcript has 7 exons. Gene Ontology annotation, cellular component: extracellular region. Lineage: Eukaryota; Metazoa; Chordata; Actinopteri; Holocentriformes; Holocentridae. Gene Ontology annotation, biological process: negative regulation of endopeptidase activity. The record is from RefSeq and is a predicted model, not a curated record.
AUGGACAAAUCCAUCUGGACGUUAUUACUGCUAUUAUCCCUGCUAUCCAUUCAGACUGUGCCUGUGUACGGCGAGGGGUUAUUGUUGGCACCCAUUGAACUUGCUCCUAUUCCCUGUAAUGACAAAGCCGUGGAGAAGCUCUCUCGUCUGGCUGUCACCUACAUCAAUGAGGAUCGGGCCGAUGGCUAUAAGUUUGCCCUUAACCGCAUUGCAAAUGUCCACCUGCAUGCUCAGGGCCCAGCAGGCAACGUGUAUUACCUGGAUCUAGAUGUGCUGGAGACCAAGUGUCCAAUAGGCAGCCCCAAACCAUGGAAACGCUGUGACAUCAGACCAUUCAUGGAAACACAAAUCUCUGGCAACUGCAACACCACAAUUCUCCACACAACAGAGGGUUACACCUACCUGUACAGCUACGACUGCACUCUAGUCCCAGAUCCCCCAGAAAAGCUGCAGCAGACCUGUCCGACCUGUCCGCUGCUGCUGCCCGCAGACAGCCAAGUGGCCGUGAAUGCUGCUCGAAUCACACUGGACUCCUACAGGAGACAGUCCACGCUGGGGGCAGGACUGGGAGUGAAGAAGAUCACCAGAGCCUCAGCACAGGUUGUGCCAGUGAAGGCCAGCUUUGUGGAGUACACAGUCCAAGAGUGUCCCGAGGGACUGACAGAAAGAGGCACCUGCCAACGGCUGACACUUGAAUCUGACACAGAGACUGCAGGUUUCUGUGCAGGAUCUGUGCAUGGAGACAUGGACUACCAUCCUGAUGUUCAGGUGUCCUGUGAGAUGUUCAAGCUACAGAAUGUCGACAUCCUCAGACCAGUACAGCCUCAGGGUCACGACCUGAUAGACCCUGUAAUCCCAACCUUCCCACCUGUGAUCCCUGACCCAGGAAAUGAUCCCGCACAGCCCCCUGCUGUUCAACCUGAGGUCCCACCACCUGCUGUCCCCACAGCCUUUGAUCCUGCCCCAUUUGACCCCUCUGUCUUCGUUAAUCCCUCUCAUCCUCUCACCUCAUCCUCCAGUGAGUCUGAGGAGGGCAUGGGCGUACUUAACCAGCAACAGCCACCACCACCUGGGUUUGAUUCGUCCUCUGAGGAGAUAGCUGGCCUUGUGGCGCUACGUCCACCCUUUAACUUCCGCUACCAGAAGCCAGACCGCAAGAAACGGCAGGCAUUGCAGGAGGCCACACCUGUGCACCAACCCAUCUUCCUCUCUGAUUUCCCCAGCGGCUCCUCCCCUUUCCGCUCGUGUCCCGGCCCAGCCCGGUACACCACUGUUUAA